This is a messenger RNA of Helianthus annuus (common sunflower), 2884 nucleotides long. RefSeq names its product eukaryotic translation initiation factor 3 subunit A. The record is from RefSeq and is a predicted model, not a curated record. The transcript is spliced from 4 exons. Gene Ontology annotation, cellular component: chloroplast. The coding region runs from base 124 to 2181 and encodes 685 amino acids. Gene Ontology annotation, biological process: chloroplast organization; chloroplast rRNA processing. Lineage: Eukaryota; Viridiplantae; Streptophyta; Magnoliopsida; Asterales; Asteraceae.
UAAUAAUUAAAACUCGAAAUGUUGAUAUCAAAAGGGGGCUUUAGAAGAAACUGAUUGCUUCAAAUCGUUUGGUGUGGCAUGUAUCCAUUUCAGAGAUAAAUAGAUUGAUUUUGAGACCAAAAUAUGGAAGAGAUGGAAAACAGGAUGGGAAUCAAAAUCAAUGCGGUGAGAGACAUGAUGUUAGACCGGUUUUCUGGGGUGGACCAGAAAUUGACCGCCAUUGAACAACUUCUGAAAAAAAUAAUCGAGCCGCAAAGCCAAACUGGAAAUCCACCAGAGAACAUGACAGAUAAAAGCACGGGAGAAGAAGGAACACAGUCCGGUAAAAACCAAGACAAAGGAAAGAAGGUGGCAGUAGGGGGAGGUGAUGGCGGGCCAUCGCAUGAAUCUGGGCCCGAUAAACCAUUGCAGGCCCAGAUUUCACCGGAUGGUGAUGACCAGGAAACUGAUUAUCAGACCCGGGGUCCACGAAAAGGGCUUCAUCUUGGUGACAGUGGUAGACAAGGGCUAUCACAUGAAUCUGGGCCCAAUAAACCAAUGCAGGCCCAGAUUUCAUCGGGUGGUGAUGACCAGGGAACUGAUAAUCAUACCCGAGGUCCACCAGGAGGGUUUCAUCUUGGUGACGGAGGUAGGCAGGGGCCAUCACAUGAAUUUGGGUCUGAUAAACCAUUGCGGGCCCAGAUUUCAUCGAAUGGUGAGCACCAGGAAACUGAUGAUCAGAUCCGGGAUCCACCAGGAGGGCUUCACCCUGGUGAUGGAGGUAAACAGAGUCCAUCGCAUGAAUAUGGGCCCAAGAAACCAUUGCAGGCCCAAUUGACAUCAGAUGGUGAUGACCAGAAAACUGAUAAUCAGAUCGGGGAUCCACUAGGAGGGUUUCAUUUUGGUGACCGAGGUAGACAUGGGCCCAAUAAACCAUUGCAGGCCCAGAUUUCAUUGGAUGGUGAUGGCCAGGGUCAGGGAACUGAUGAUCAGAUCCAGCCACCAGGAGGGUUUCAUCUUGGUGACCGAGGUAGACAGGGCCCACCAUGGGAGGCUGGAAGCUCGUGUGGGUGGGUCGGCCUAUAUACUCACCGCUAUGGCACAUAUAAUCAAACUGGGCCCGGUUAUAGUUUCGGGACAGAUUUUUGUGGGCCUGCGUGGGUGGGUCUGCAUGAUUUUAGCAAGAAAAACGGUCCUCAGCUUGGGUCUCACAAAUCCAAAUUUAAAGGUCAACCUGUAAAUAAUGACAUUGAAAAGGUAUUGAGUUAUUCAGGUGAAAAGUUUGUCAAAACGGGUCAAGAUGACAUUUUUAAGGAAGGCGACAAUAAACCUCAAGCACAAGUAGUCACUGAAGGGUCAAAUAAAAGGAGGCCCAAAACCCGAAGAGGCAAACGGAAGUUGAACAAAGCUGAUGUAACUGGACCAAAAAUUUCUUGUGCAGGUUCAUCGGGUAAAACGGUUGUCGAAACGGGUCAAGAUAAAAAAAUGACAGAUAAUACGGAUGCAGGUGGAGAAGAUAAAGAGGAUGAAAAAACUCAUGUUUUACUAGAAGAUUCUUCAAAACCCGACCAGUGUGAAUGGAGCUCUGCUGUAUCUGAUAAAGGUCUUGAUUGGAGUAAAUUAGCGGAUGCAAAUACGGAUUCGCAACAUGGUUCGGGUGCUCCAUGGGGUAAGAAAGGCAACGAUAAACCUCAAGCACAAGCAGUCACUGAAGGGUCAAAUGAAAAAGGCCAUGAAGAGAAUCAGAUUUGUGGCUCUAAAAGAAAACACCCUGAUAGCCCAGUUGGGGGCCCAAAUGAUGGCCCGAUAUCAAGUGGCCCGUUUACUACAUCCAAUAUGCUCACAACUGAUGAGCAAGAGAUUCAUCUUAAUGAGACUGAGCCUAUCAUGAAAUCAAUCCAAAGAAUCAUGCAUUAUAAAGGGUACAAUGAUGGCGAUCCUUUGUCUGCUGAGGAUCAAACUUAUAUUCUUGAAAACGUCUUAAAUCACCAUCCAGAAAAAGCUCAGAAAAUGGGUGCUGGAGUCGAUUACAUCAUGGUCGACAAGCAUAUGAAAUUCCAAGAAAGUCGAUGUUUCUACAUUGUAUCCAUUGAUGGUCGUAAAGAGGACUUUUCCUACCAUAAAUGUCUGAAGAAUUUCACAAGUGAAAAAUAUCCCAAAAAAGUGGAUGAAUUCAUUCCCAAAUAUUUCAAAACUUCUUAGGGAGCGUUUGGUUCGCGGAAUGUUUUGCAAUUGGAAUUUGUAUAGGAAUUAAAAUUUGAAGGAAUUGGAUUUGGAAUUUAAACAUUCCAAUUGGAAUUGGAAAUUGUUGGAAUUGGAAUCUCAAUUCUAUUUUUGUUGUAUUUGACUGUCAAAUGAAUUGGAAUCCAUCACCCCGGCACCCACAACCCCCGGUUCGGGUCGAAACGGUACAAGUGGAAACAGUACAGGUCGAAACGGUACGGGUCAAAAUGGUUCGCGUCAAAACGGUACGGCUCGUAACAGUUCGCGUUGAAACGGUACGGGUCGAAACAGUUCGCGUUGAAACGAUUCUAUUCGAAACCAGUACGGGUUGAAACGGUACGGGUCAAAAGCGUUCGGGUCGAAACGGUCGAAGAUUUCAAUGAAUUUACUUUAGUUUCAUGCCUAAUUCCAAUUCUAAUUCCAUUGUCAACCAAACACAUGAAGAUUGGAAUUGAGAUUCCCAUUCCAUCAAAUUCUGUGAACCAAACAUAGUAAGAGAUGGAAUUCAGAUUCCAAUUCUCUUAAAUUCCCUUGAAUUCCUACGAACCAAAUGCCCCCUUAGUGUUUGCAUCUGCUGAUUUCAUUUGAAGUAGUCUUAAUGUGUACCAUGAAGCCUGUUGAUGCGCUCAAACACGUUAGGUAUAUUUUAUUAAUAAUAUAAAUCAUCAGUCUUAACCUGAAA